This is a messenger RNA of Theileria annulata, 11142 nucleotides long. RefSeq lists its product as uncharacterized. The transcript has a single exon. NCBI's taxonomy places the organism in Eukaryota, Apicomplexa, Aconoidasida, Piroplasmida, Theileriidae. The coding region runs from base 1 to 11142 and encodes 3713 amino acids. The record is from RefSeq and is a predicted model, not a curated record.
AUGUUGGAGUAUAUAGUGAAUGGUUUAAUUCGUGUAUUUGGACGUGAAUUAAUAGAGGCUUGGAUCCCAUUGGAUCACGUCUGUGUGACUUCAUUGACUGAUCCUGAGAUUCAUUUGGUUGACAUUUCAAUUCCCGAAAUAGUGUUUGAGAAUUAUUCUUCACCGUUUUCACUGGUAAGUUCAAACAUUCGCAGGAUUGUGGUGAAAGCAGAUUGGUCAGCGUUGUUUCGGGGUGGAAAAAGUGGUAAAAUUCGAGUUGACGUUGAGGGUAUUGAUCUUGUAGUUCGAGCUAAGCGAUUGGAUGAAUUCGAUCCAAAACUCUGUUUAACACUGUUGAAUAAUAAGAAAAAAUCAAACUUGAAUAAAUGGCUCAAAUUUUCUAAACUCAAUUCCACAGCUGAUAAGACAGCGAAAAUCGUAAAUUGUCUAUCCGUGAGAGCUAAAGAUGUGAAAAUAACAUUUGUAGAUGAUGUGAUUUAUAAAACUCCAUUCUCAGUAGUGAUUAGAGCUGAUCUCGUGACUGGUGGUUAUGUGGAUCCUAAAACACCUUUAAUGAAUGAUUUUGAACGUGAAGGAUAUCUUAAACAUUUAUUAAUGUGUUUAUUCUUCAAUAGUAAAGGUGUUCAAAUUGAUUUUAAUCUUUAUUCACACUUAAUCACUAGUAAACAUCGUAAUAUUAACACUAAUGGUCUGGAUGUGGAAAAUAAUACAAAAUUUGCUACUAGUAAUUUUGGUACCGAUGAGAGUGAAGAUGGAUCACAUUUUAGUGAUGAUUUGUUUUCAUCUGAAGUUUCUGAUGAUGAGUUUGAAAGGGUACAGUUGGAGGAUUUUUUGCAAGUAAAAAAGAGUGAUUUUUGUAAUUUUUGUUCUCAAAAUACUAGAAAAAUAAUUAAAAAACCUAUUAAAAAAUGUGAAAUGAGAUAUUUAGACCUUUUAAAUACACCUCAUAGAAGAUUUAGGCUGACAUCUAAAACUGGAAUUUAUGUUGGAAUUUCAGUUAAAGUCUGGAACUUUAAUUCUAUUUUCUUUGUUGAAAGGAUUUCAUAUGAACCAAUGAAGAAAAUAAAGUUAUUUUUAUGCUCUAACGAAGAUGCAGAACAGGAAUAUUAUGCACAAUUGUUUGAUGGUUCAGUUAAGUAUAAGAAAUUAAAACUGAACUUAUGUAGUGAAUUUGUACAUAUGUUACAUGAUUUCAUACGUUUUGUAAAGAUUCUUUCUGCAUUUAAACAUGGAGCAACCGCUUCCAGUUGUAAAAUACCGUCACUUCAAAAUGCAAUUAAAUAUUGUAAAAUUCUCGAAAAAGUUAAUCCAACAAAUGAGGAAAUUAGUUUUUUAAACAAAUUCGAACUUGAAACAUCAAUUGGAAUAAUAAUUAGAUUAAGAAAUUUUACUUCAAAACGGAGUCAAAAUAAUAGUCAUUCCCAGACUCCUAACACUAAUGGUACUAAUGAGGAUACUGGUGCCGAUGAUUUAAACACCGUAACGGAAUUAGAAAAAAUAAAAAUUGAAAAGAUAUUUAAAGAAGAAAAAUAUGAUGAUGAGUUUAAAAGGAACUUUAUAAAUAUGGAAGCAGAUAAGUAUGGUUCAAAUUACUUCAAUUUUAAUCAUUUAUUACAUUCUGGUAAAGGUUUAGGUCUUAAACCCGAGAGUACUAAUAAUGAUCAUUGGUUCUUAGGACUUAUGAGCUUUGGUAUUAUAGCACCAAAUCUAUCCGUUAAUAUUAUACCUAUUUCAACACUUUUUGACACUAAUAUAAACCCAGAUGAAACCCCCAAUGUAAACCCUAAUACACGAGUAUACAAUACAAACCCUAGUCUAAACACCAAUGUUAACCCUAAUAGUAACCCUAAUAGUAAAAGUAUAAUGUGUAUAAUGGCUGAAUUAUCAACAUUUUAUUUUAAUAUAGUACAGAUAUCAGAUCGUAGAAGUUCAAUAAAGAUAUUUUUAAGUAAGCCAUUAUGUCUAUUGGCUAGAGUUGAGACUGAGUUGAAGAAAUAUUCAAUAUCUUGUGAUGUAGUUUUUGGAAAAGUAUUUGAUGAACGGAUUGUUGCUGGUCCUAUGACUUUAUUAGAAGAUUUUCAAAGUUUUUUUCAUAAUUUUGGAUCAGACAAUGUUAAUCAAUUCAGACUAGAAAAUGUAUUUGACAGUGUUAUUGGAGUUGGAAUUGAAGCAUAUAAUAAUUUUGUAAAGAAGAAUUUGGUUAAUAUGGGUCGAUUCUUUUUAAUUGGAAACACAGCUCUAGAAUUGUAUAACGCAGUUGAAACUAAUCUUACCACCAGAGUAACUAAAGAAUUACUUAGUUUUGAACUAUUUCUUCAUAGGUCUUUUAUUACUUCAAGUUAUAGAAUUAAUUAUCCAUUUAAAAAUUAUUCUAAAGAAAUGGUUGAGUUAAUUGAUAAGUUCAUUAAUUCUAUGGACGAAAAUGUUAAAUCAUUAGUGUUAAUGAUUAGGGAAAAACUAUGUACUAAGAAUAGAAAUUUAGUUAAUUUCACAGGAAUGGAUAUGAAAUUACUUUGUUUGUUUGGAAACUCGGAUAAAAUACAUAAAAAUGCUAAACAUCUUUCUCAAUAUAAUCAACAAAUUGUCACAAAUUGGUCAUAUCAACAUUCAAUCCAUUAUUAUUAUCCCAAUACCACUAAUACUAAUACUACCAAUACUAUUACUACUACUGAGGGUAAUGGUAUGGAGGAAAAUGUAAGAAUGUUGGUGAAGAAUAAUGUGGAUGAAUGUUAUAUGGUUGAUAUGGAUAAAUAUUGUGAUUGGUUUAAUAAUGCUAAAAGUGAUUUAUUUUGUAUUGAUUCCCUUGGUUACAUGUCAAAUAAAUGUCUUGAAGUAUCACUUGAGAGUAUUAAUGUAUUAGUAGACUCUUAUACAUUUUCAAAGAAAAUAGCUAUACAAAAUAUCAAAAUACAAAAUAACACUGUGAAUAGUAUUAAUAAUAUUGAUGGCGUAAAUAGAGUUGAACCAAUUAGUGUAGAUAAUAUGAAGGAAGAGUUAUUGAGUGUGAAAGAGUUUUCAAUUCAUUUAAUAAAGGAAAAUGGAGUGUUUUUAGUGAAUUUAAACAAGGUCAAGGUAAACUCAAAUUUAUUACAAUUAAUACCUUUAACACAAUAUAUUGACCAAUUAAUAAUAAAAUGUAAUGGUAUAAAAGAACUAGUUGAUAGAUUAAAGGAAUGUACUUGUUUUCCUCAAUCGAUGUCAUAUUUCGAAAUUAAGCCUAAAUUUACUCCUCACGACUUUUUCAAUUUUGAUCCUGAAAAGGAAAAAUUGAGGUUGGAACUUGAGAAAACCGUAUUCAUCCUGAUGACAUGUUAUUGUACGCCUGUUUUCGAGUCUGAACUUAUUAAAUUUUAUUCUGACUGGGAUAUUAAACUGAUUUUGACACUCUAUGAUUUCACUCUUUUACUGGUCAAAAAUUCCACAAUUCUUUACUCACUGAUGAUUUAUACUUUAAAUUUCGACCUAUUUAUAGCACAAGAAAGGCUUGAUGUUAAGGUUAAUUUGGGUGGAUCAAACCUGUUAACGUAUAAUUAUAUGAUAAAUGGUGGUCCAGAUUUAGGUACUGAGGGUUAUGAGAUAUUAAUGGGUUGUAAAAUGGAGGAUUUGCAGAACAAUGAAAUCACGUGUAAAUCAGUUGAAAAUGGACAAAUUUCACUCAGAAUUAAAAAAAAUCCAAAUUUUAAAGUCAUGUUAGAACUCCGAAGUUUGUAUCUAAAAUAUGAUCAAUUACUCAUCAAUUAUAUAUUCGAACAAUACAAUAAUCUCGAAAUUAAUAAAGGUAAUAACACUAAGGUUAAUUGUUUGGAGAAUUUGGAGGUAUUUGUUAGUACAACUGGUGUGUGCGUGUAUUUGGAUAACUUUGGUAUAACUUUGGAUAUUUAUUGUCGUUUGAAUAAGACCGAUUUGAAUAUAUAUUUAGAUGUUACUAGACUAUCUUUUGGUUUAUUACUCUCUAACUAUUUGCGAUUUUUAACCCUUUCACUUAUUGAUUUACAACUGUCACUUGAGAAUUAUUCACUUUUUAAUCCUAAUCAAGAGGAUACUAUAAAUCAAAAUCCCAACUCAGAAAUUAUCCUUAAAUUAACACAAAUCGCAAUAUGGUAUCAUCUCAACUCCACAACUAAUACUGGUACUGGUACUGAUACUGUUACUAAAGAUAGUGAUGGUACAACAAUUGGAGUUAAUGAAGUGUUUAAUAGUAUUAGUGAAUUAUUUAAUGAAUAUUGGUUUAGUCAUGUGACACGUUGUUUAUUACCAACUUGUAAUGAUGAUGACUUGCUUGUACCUAUUUUUUACACUAAAAUGUCAUCAUUUUCGAGGCUUAAGCCUGUGCUUAAUCGGGAAUAUAUUAGUCAAUAUUUAGUUCAUUAUGCUUCUGGAAAUCCCCAAUUAUCUGAAUUACUAAGUUCCUCUAAUUUAAAUCAAUUAAUUCAGAAAUUCAUUGAAAGUGUUCAGAUAAUUGAAAAUUCGGACAAUUUGCAAAUAAAUUCCAGCCUGAAAGCUAGUAAAAUUGGAACAGUUAUACAUGCAAAAGGUGAUAUAAAAGUGGGUGAAUUUCUCUUUAAUUUAGACCUUAAGAUGGUUGAAGAAUUAAAUUCAUAUAUUAAACUUAUUAACCAAAGCGUAAACAAUAUCCAACACUACAUACAAGUAAAUUCUAAUCCUGCUGUAGUUAAAAAACAAUCAGAAAAAAGUGAUAAAUUGACAGUUUUAGCUGAAAUCCAAUUGAACCUCAUGUGUAAUAUUACUUCAUUAUCUUGUGACUAUUCAUUAAAUAUACACUCCAAAUUUCUUCCUAAAACAACAAAUACUGCUAUGGUAAAUAAAGCAGAUAGGGAUAGGUUUAGAAUUUUGAAGGUAUAUCCUCAGAAUAAGUUAAUGGCUAGUUUCACAUAUUCUUUAAAGGCUUUGGUUCAGUAUAAUUUGGAUGAAGAUCAGAUUUAUUCAAUUUCAAGGCAUGGAAAAGAAUUUGAAAUUGAUUCAGAAACUCUAGAUUUAGUUAGCCAUCAAUAUUACACUUUUGAUGGUGACUUAAUAUUGACGCUUUAUAAUUCUAUUUUUCUACUUGAUUUGUACACUAAUCACCCGAAAAAUCUCAUUAAUCAAUCGAGUGAGUCAGGAAAUAAAUUAAACAGAAGUAGUAGUAUUGAAUUGUUUGAUGAUCCGAAGGAUAAAUUUGAGUUGAUAAAAAUACUAAACGUGUCAAUAAAUGAAAAAAGAAUAAUCUUUGUGAAAAAUGGACCAAAAUGUUUAUGUCAAGUUUCGUUGUUAAAUUUCCAGGUUUUGGAUUGUUUUGGCAAGUAUGUUUUUGAUAACGUUUAUGAAACCAGAACUAAAGCCUCUCAAAUUUAUGAUAUAAAUGAGGAAUUGCUGGGAAAACAGAAAGGCCAAGUGCUUUUAACUUUUUCCAAAAACACAAAAUCUAAUCAACUAAAUAUUGUCAUAGACAACACACUUACUGAAAUACAUCCAGACUUUAUUAACAUUCUCAUAUUACUUUUUUUGUCAUUUAAUAACUCAGAUUUUAAAUCAACCAAACUUGAAAAAGAACCUAAACACCUUGAUCCAACUAUAAAAUUUACUAUAACCUUAAAUAUGUAUGAAUUGUGGUUAUUUCCAAACAUUAAUUAUUAUACCAAUAACACAGUUGAGAAUUCUAUUGUUACUAGUGAAAACUUGGACUCUAAUACUAAUUAUGAAAAUGUUUUACCUAAGAUAUUGAAAAGAAUAAAUAAUGUGGAUAAUGAGAAUGGAAUUCAUUUGAGGAGUUAUGAUGACAGGAUGCAUGUAAUUUGUUUAUUAUUUAGUGGUACGAUUUCUAAUAAUAAUUAUUACAAGGCUAUGAUUAGGCAUUUUUCAUUGAGUUUGGGUGCUGUUUUACUGGUUGAAAAUAACCAUAAACUUCUAGUAGACCAAAAUGAUGGACUCAUCAUCGCAAAGGUAAAUGAUCCUUGUAACCGAUUCCUUCUUGAACUCAAGAACUUUUUAAUCAAGUUUAAACUAAAUUCAGAAACAAACUUUGAUAAAAAUCUUCUAGUUCAAUCAGAACUCGAAAAUAUAAAAGUGUGUACAUCAUUACAAGAUCUCGUAAGACUUUAUUUUCUCAAGGAUUAUUUAAUUCCAAAUUACAUUACUCAAAUUUUAACCAAUACUACCACAGAUACUAAUACUGAAGAUACUAGUGAUAUCACAGGGGCUAGUGAUACAGUUAAUACUUCUGAUGAUAGUGAUGUGAAUAAUGUGGAGAAUAUACUUGAUAGAAUGGGAAUAGAUGAGAAAAUUGGUGUGAAUAGGUCAGUGGUGUUAUUUGAGAAAUUGGACAAAUUAUACCAUUUGAGCCAGAAGAAGUUUUGUAUAAACGUAUUGGUCCGAGAGUUUAAGGUAAUAAUGCCUACAGGACCAAAUUCUUUAAUUUUAGGACUAGUAAUAAAUGAUUUCAUUCUAGACAUUUUAAACCCAAAAACUAAUACAUCCAGUGACUCACCAAAUUUUACACUCUCGUUUCUUUUCAAUCUUUCACUACUCAAUAACAAGUUUAAUACCAAUGUUUAUCUUCUACAAAACACUCAAUUCAAACUCACACUAAUUACUAAUACUCUUAAUACAGAUAGUCAAGUUACUGAAGAUACAUUGAAUGUGAAUAGUGUGGAAAUGUUACCGACGGAAUUGAGUAUAAAUAUACAAUUGGGAAUAGUAAUGUUGGAUUUUAAUAAUAAUAUGAGUAGAUUAAUAAAGUACUUUAUAACAACAUUGAAGCGUAUAAAAGAGAUAGAAAAGAGUAUAGAGAGUAGUAGAAUAACUGUAUAUAAUGAGUUAGAUUAUGAGAUUUGUGUAUUUAGUGGAAAUGUAAAGAGGGAAUUGGACUACUUUACAGUGGAAAAAGACGCCAGUGUAAACCUUUUCAACCGUGAAUUUACACUAUUAAUUAAUAAUAAAAAUGGUAUUUUUUCAAAUUGUGAUGUUUUACUUGGAUACAUUGAUAAUAAUCUUCUGUAUGGAAAUACUAAUAAUGUUACUGAUUUCAUCAAUUUACACACCUAUUCUACUAAUCAAACUGAUACUAAAAGUAAUAACAAGAGAAGAAUUACAAUUUCAUAUACACAUAUUCCCUCGAGUAAAUUUAUUGGAAAUUCCAUUCUCAACAAUAUUACUAAUACCCAUACCAAUACCAAUAAUACUCUGAAUACUACUGGUAUUGGUAAUAUGAAUAUAAUGGAUAUGGAAAAUAAUUAUAUGUAUUUGGGUCGUUAUGAAGGGAAUGAGAGUGUAUUGAAAUUACCGAAUGUAGGUGGUGUAAUAUUAAUUCAUCAAAUUAAUGAUAAAGUAAUUGUUAGUACAAAUGUCAGAAUCGAAAAUUUAACCGAUAUUCUAAUUACAAUCUCACAAUAUAACACUAAUAGUGUUAAUCCAGUUAAUAGUGUCAGUAGACAGUCUAAAGCAUUGGAAAAAGUUGAUGAUAUAUUAUUAGAAAAGUAUACGAGUGUGGGAGUGCCAAUUUCAUGGUAUAAUUCAAGACAAUUACCAAUAAUAACAUAUUCAGGCUCCAAUAAUGAUAAUUUAGGUUUCGGUAUGUUGAAAAGUGUAUUGAAUAAUCCAAUUUUCACUCCAAGUGGGAGUAAAAUGAGACAUGAAGAGGUUUUGAGAUUCAGAAAUGGUAUUAGUUUAAUUUGUACCUGUACAAGUCAACCAGUAAAUGAUACAAAUGAACUUGACUCAGUAAAGUAUAUAAUCAGAAUCGAACCAAUGUUAAGUAUUGUUAAUAAGUUACCAUUUGAUCUAAUAGUCCAAAUUUCAACAUCAAAACAGUCCUCUUAUAAAUAUACCACUACACAUGAAAAUACUGAUUCAAUCUCAUUAAUACAAAAUAGUGGCGGAAUGAAAUUACUAAACCCAAAUCAGUCCUGGGGAAUUCCAAUCCAAAAUAACAAAUUCUACCUCAAACUUACUCUUAAAGGUUGUUCACUCAUAUUAAACACAGUUUCAAAACCUUCAAUAAAUCAGUAUAGAGAAGAAUUAUUAGAAUAUAAAAGUGAUAUGUUUGAGGUAAAUUUACCGAAUACAGGUAGUUUUGUUACAAGUAAGAGUUUGUCAUUUAGUUCUGGACCUAUUUUUGAAACUACCUUUACACACUUUGAACCACUUCUUUCACAAUCUUAUCGUAAAAAUAAAGAAGUUUUCUAUCAGAUUGUCAAGAAAAAUUAUGUAAGUUUAAGCUUAAAUAGGAAUAAAGUUACAUUUUUCUGGCCAUAUAUUUUUGAGAAUUUCACCAGUCACUUUUUGUGUUUAAAUGGGUACUUAAUACCACCAAAUUUCAAAUUCUAUACUACUUCUAAAGAAGCAAAUAAUUCUAAACUCAGAGCAUACUGUAAAAUGAAUAAUUUGGAUGAUAAAAGUUUAAAUUAUUUACCUACAAAUCAAGUUGAAAAACUCGAUUUCUCAUCAACUACCUCAAAUCGACCACCAAUCAAUUUACAAAUACUCAACACCAUCGCAAUGGAUAAAUCUUUAGUAAAUGUCACUAAUAAUACUAGUAAUAUUGGGGAUAAUCCGGAGGAUAUGGAAAAGGAUAAUAUUGUGACUAGACAAUAUGAGACUACAUCAUUGGAGAGUUUACAAACAUUUAAUUCAGUUGGAGAGUCUGACACUGCGUCACGUGAAUCUUCUGAAACUGCUUCAGAAAAUGAUGUAAUUUACAAGAAGAAAAAUGAUGAGAAGGGUUUUGUAGAAAAGGAAUGUAUUAGUUUAGGCUGUAGUGUAAGGGUUUUAGGUCUAACAAAGCUAGAUACCAGAGUCGUUGUUUUCCACAAUUAUUACACAUUUGUAAACAAACUACCCUAUGAUAUUGUUCUAAAAACUGCAAUAAAUCAGGAGACCAUAAUUAAAGCUAAUGAACAAGUUAGUGUAAACACAUUUUAUAAAGAUUUAAAAAUGGAUAUAAUUCACAAGUCAACCAAGUUAACUUGUAAUUUAACACUUACACCUCAUAAAAUACCUUUAAAUCUACAAAUUAAACCUAACAACACAAAUACUAGUCCAUUGAGUAACCUAAUUAAGAAUUCAGACAACAAUACUACCAACACUAAUGCUGUGGAGUCAUUAGAUGGGUUAAUACUGGAUGUGAAUAUAGUUGUAGGUAAAUUUGAGUAUGGAUUACCUUGUAAAUUUAAUGGACUUUAUUAUAUCAUCUCAGUUGCAACCAAUACCACUUAUCAACUUUUCAAUCUUACCUCUUUCAAACUCUACAUCAUUGAUCCAAACCAUAACAUUACCAAUACUAAUACUAACACUAAGGACAGUACUAAUACUAAGGAUAAUACUGGUAAUAGUAGUAACUGUAUGGUUGAUGGAGUUGGAAAUGUGUAUGAAUGGGAUAAGAUUACAGUAUUGGAAAGAUUAAAAUUGACACCAUAUGUAUUGUAUAAAACAGAUGAUAGAAGAUUAGGAUUUACAGUUAAUUUAAACGUUGGUUGGAAGAUAUAUAACAUUGAUACACUUAAAAGUAUAAAAUCGUAUACUUUUGAUAAAUUAUCCACUGAAACUGUAAACUCUGAUCUCACACUUUAUAUAACUUGUGUGAUGAAAAGUGAUGGGACUAGAGUUAUUUGUUUUGUAGACGAUUAUUUAUUACUGUGUAAACUACUCCAAAGAGUUGAAUUGUUACAAGUCAAGAGAAUCAAUAGUGUUUGGUCAAGGAUUAUUUUAACAUUUACAACACCUAGAAUCACAACUACAAUGUCCAGUAAAAAGAAAAUGGUACUGGCUGCACAUGUUAAUAAUCUCAAUUUCACAGUAUCACUUUGGAAAGGUGGUUUUAAUACCAAUAGUCCAUCACAACUUAAUACUCCUUUGGGCACACCCAAACAAACUCUUGACAAAUUUAAUACUAACAAUAGUGGAUAUAACUCUAUAGACAAUGUGGAUAUGGAGAAUAGAGAAAAUGAUUGGGUGAUAGAUGUGGGAUUGAGCAUAAAGGGAUGUCAUAUAGACCAUUUUGUUCAAGGUUUUAUACCAGUGAUUAUGAAGGCAAUAACUAACCGUCAUUCAGUACAGGAGUCAUUUCUAGCCUUUAGAAUGACGUGUACUCUUUUUUCAACAACUAUCCAAACUUUUGAUAGAAUCUAUGUUAAACUAAGUCCUGUAAGUUUAAAUGUUGAAAUGAGAGUUAUUGAGCAAAUUGUGGACUAUUUCGAAACAAUAACUUCAGCGUAUUCCAAUACACCUGGUGAUAAACUAGACAACAAUGAAGUCAGUGGUUGUCCUAUCCCUUGUUAUAGUGAUAGGAAAAGAACUUUUGGUAAAAAGUACUUUAAGAUGUUGAGAAUUGAGCCUAUAACUGUGAUUUUAGCUAUUAGAACUUCAGAUGUAAAAUUGAGUAGGCAGAGUCUUCAAUUAUUGGAUGCUCUUCCACUUGAUACUCCUUCAGUUUGUGUUCACUUUUUCGCUGAAGAAGUUACUCAGACUGUGGCGACAUUUGAGGAACUUGCAGGUGUAUUGAGGAAUUCUUACUUCAAACAGUUGAUUAGACAAUCUCUUCCAAGUGCUUGGCUUUCGAAUUCUUUUGCAGUUUUACAUGGUGUUCUCAAGGGUUUUGUUUACCUAUUUUCUCAGCCAUUCAGUGGGUGUAAAAAGUUCAAAAACUCUUUCGAAGGGUUUUUAAUUGGGAUCAAUAAUGGUCUAAAGUAUUUUGUGUUAUUUGUUGUAGGAGGAGCUGCACAGUCUAUGGGUCAUUUACUGAACAUUUUUUACAAAAUCUUGGGUAAAAAGAAUGUAAAACCUGUCGGAAUACUUGAUGGACUUUGGCUUGGACUUAAUAGUCUAGUAUUAGAUAUUAUAUACAACCCUUGGAACAGAUUCUUCUCAGAGUUUCAUGUCGGUUUUGGUUUAAAGCGGUUUCUUAGAAAUACUUUUAAUGGAUUAAGGUGCCUUUUGAGCCCUGUAACUGCAUUUGUGAACCUACUCGUCUCAGUAGUUGACGGUCUUUCCAAUGUUCUACUUGGCGAUUUCGAACAGUUUACACAUUUAUAUGAGACUGAUCAACUUAAAGAUAUUGAAACUAGUUCUGGACCUACAGUACCUCACACUGAAAAAAAAGAAUUCUUUCAAAAAUUCAAAACGAUCAGAAGUAGCAUACGGAUUAUAUAA